Molecule: messenger RNA, 1209 nt
Organism: Mya arenaria
Lineage: Eukaryota; Metazoa; Mollusca; Bivalvia; Myida; Myidae
Product: hephaestin-like protein
Exons: 8
Coding region: 1-1209 (402 amino acids)
Biological process (GO): iron ion transport
Cellular component (GO): plasma membrane
Molecular function (GO): copper ion binding; oxidoreductase activity
Source: RefSeq, a predicted model, not a curated record
AUGCGCAGAUUCAUCGUGGAAGUGAACUGGGAUUAUGCUCCGUCAGGACGAAACCUUGUUGGACCUGAUACUUUCACAUCCCGACGACUUAUUGAGAACCGUGAUGACCAAAUAGGCAGUGUCUACCGCAAGGUGCUUUACCGCGAGUACACGGAUGAGACCUUCACUCAGCAAGUGCAUGUUCCAGACUGGAUGGUAUAUGUUGGACCUUUUGUGAAAGCGGAGGAAGCUGAUUCGGUCAAAAUCUUGUUCAAGAACAUGGCUUCCAAGGGAAACUUCUCCAUUCAUCCACACGGGUUUUUCUACGACAAACGAGGAGAAGGUGCCCGUUACGAAGAUGGAACAUCCGGAGCUGAUAAGGUUGACGAUGCAAUGAGACCUGCCGGAUCCUAUCUCUAUAUCUGGAACGUAACGAAGAGACACGCCCCUACGGCCGACGACGACGCCUGUGUACCGUCGGGAAACCAUGGACACACUAACCCAACUCGGGACAUUGCUUCUGGAUUGGCCGGAAUCGGGUUUAUCUGCAAGAAAGGCACGCUUGAUGUCGAUGGAAAACGUAAAGAUGUCGACAAGGAGUUCGUUGUAUACGUCGAUAUCGCUGACGAAAACAAGAGCUUUUUCUUUGAAGAAAGCAUUCAAAAAUGCAGACAACCAGAUGCUUGCCAGGCAAGGGCUAGGAGACGCGUUGACAGAGAGUUCUUCUUAAACUUUCUCGUAGUUAAUGAAAACCUGUCCCAUUAUCUGACCGAGAACAUCAACAUGUUUGCGACCUCCCCCGCAACUGUCGAUCCUGAAGAUGAAGGUUUUCAACUUUCUUACAAAAUUAGAGGACGAUAUCGGUUACGUUGUGGUCAGCUAGGUCUGAAACAAGAAGGAAUGUUUGCUUUGUAUAACGUCAAUUCAUGUGGGAGGAUUCGUAUCCAACCUGGCCGUUUGCCGAAAGCAGAGACCACACCUCGGUAUUACAUCGGAGCAGUAUAUGUGGAAUGGGACUACGCGCCGAUCAAAAUUCAUCCUACGAGUUAUACGGAGAACAAAAUAAAGAUCCGCGGGGACGUCCUCGAGGUUUACGCGGGAACGUAUGAGACGGUAGAAAUGAAAGCGUACAAUCCGGGCACUUGGUUUUUUCAUUGUCACGUGAGCACACACGUGGAAGCUGGCAUGGAAGGCGCAUACAGAGUUAUUCCUAGAUUCACCAACCAGUGA